CACCGCAAUAAUUUGGGAAACCCUAAAAACACAUCCUUUCUCUCUUUUUAUUUAACAUUUUCUUCCCUUUUUUUUCACUCUCCGUCGUCGCUUGCUCAUCGGCCUCCGUGUUGCAAUACAUCAAAUAUACUCUCCGGCCGCCGUCAGGCCGUUCCUCUACCCAGUCCUUUCCUUUUCCAUACUCAAUCAUCCCUUUCUUCCGCCGUUUGUGGUCAUUUCUACUUUCCACUUUCCACUUUCCACUUUCCGUCUCUCUCAUUUGCAUCCUCAUUCUUUGUACCCUAACGGAAACCUUGAAAAGCAGCUCUAAAGUGAUGACCCACUGCUAUCAGGCCUAGAAUCAGCUUCCGCGCUUCAUUUACUUCACCCUUCCCUCGCUCUACUCUCUAUUUAAAAUCCCAAAAUUUGAAGGAAUUAUUGAGGAGGGGAAAUGAAGAAAUGAAUCAAAGGAAUUUCUGGCAUCUUUGUCUGGUCUAAGGCCGUUGGCUUUUGAUGCUUUGUUAAGAAUUUUAGAAUCAGAAAAAUGGAGCUGCGAAUGAAGGUGGCGCAGGCAGUCCAUGUGCUGAAUCAUGACAAAGAAUCUUGUAAUCGUGUCGCAGCGAAUCAGUGGUUGGUCCAAUUCCAACAGACCGAUGCAGCCUGGGAGGUCGCCACCUCCAUCCUUUCCUCCGAUCAUCAACCUUUCCUCUCUGAUUAUGAAGUGGAGUUUUUUGCCGCUCAGAUUCUCAAACGGAAGAUCCAGAAUGAAGGGUAUUAUUUGCAGUUGGGAGUUAAAGAUGCUUUGCUUAAUGCCCUUCUUGUGGCUGCUAAAAGGUUUGGUUCGGGACCUCCACAGCUUUUAACCCAAAUCUGCCUCGCACUCUCUGCGCUUAUACUUCGUUCUGCUGAGCAUGGAAAACCCAUUGAACAGCUUUUUUAUAGUAUACAAAAUCUGCCGACCCAGAAUGAUGGGAUUGUUGCCGUACUUGAGAUGCUCACUGUUCUACCAGAAGAAAUUGUUGACACCCAAAAUACUGAUUGUAAAAUAAGUGCAUCUCACAGAAACCAGUAUGGACAGGAGCUCCUUUCACAUACUCCUAUGAUUAUUGAAUUCCUACUCCAGUUAUCUGAAAAUAAGUUUGAAGGUGGAAUGCAACCAAAUGAAAGGAACAGAAAAGUUCUCCGUUGCUUACUCAGUUGGGUUCGAGCUGGGUGCUUCUCUGAGAUUCCUGAAGUUUCAUUUUCAACACAUCCACUGCUUAAUUAUGUAUUCAAUUCACUACAGGUACCCUCUUCAUUUGACUUGGCCAUUGAAGUUCUUGUUGAACUAGUGAGUCGUCAUGAGGGGCUGCCUCAAGUUUUGCUAUGCAGAGUACCUUUUCUUAAAGAAAUGCUUCUUCUACCUGCUCUUACGGGGGGAGAUGUGAAGGUGAUUGCCGGCCUUGCAUAUUUGAUGUCCGAAAUUGGGCAGGCUGAACCAUCUUUGAUUGUAGAGGCAAGUGCUGAGGCACGGGCUCUGACAGAUGCUCUGUUGAGCUGUGUCGCUUUUCCCUGUGACGACUGGGAUAUUGCGGAUUCAACUUUGCAAUUUUGGUCUGGUCUUGCAAGCUACAUACUUAAUCUUGACAUUGAUGGUACAAAUAAGAAAAAUGUCGAAGGCAUGUUUUUUUCUGUAUUUUCAGCAUUACUUGAUGCUCUUCUGCUACGUGCUCAGGUGGAUGAAUCUACAUUUAAUGAUGAGAGUGGAACUUUCGACUUGCCAGAUGGUCUUGUCCAAUUUAGGAUGGAUCUUGUUGAACUUUUGGCGGAUAUGUGUCAUCUACUGCAACCUGCUACAUUUGUACAAAAGCUUUUCUUCAGUGGUUGGUUUUCCACAAAUGCAGCUAUACGUUGGAAAGAGGUGGAAAUAAAAUUGUUUGCCCUUAAUGUGGUUUCCGAUGUAGUCUUGCAAGGGGGCCACACUUUCGAUUUUUUGGUAGAUAUGCAGUUGAUCACAGCGUUGUCUUCCUGGCCAUCUGAUGAUCUCAAGGGAUUCAUGUGCAUUGUUUACAGAUCAGCGGCAGAUGUUAUUGGUUCCUAUUCCAAGUUGCUAUCUACCCUGCAAAUUAAUGCUAGACCUUUACUAUUGUUUCUUGCUGCAGGGAUUUCAAAACCUCUCUCCUCAAAUUCUUGUGCAUCUGCCCUCCGCAAACUUUGCGAAGAUGCUUCUGCUGUGAUGUUUGAGCCAUCAAAUCUGGAUAUCUUUUUGUGGAUAGGAGAGGCUUUGGAGAAGAAGUGUCUUCCUUUGGAAGAUGAAGAAGAAGUCGUUACUGCAAUCAUCUUGGUCCUUGGUCAUGUAUCUAACAAGGAGCUGCAGAACAAUUUGUUGUCUAAAUUGCUAUCAUCUAGCUAUGAUGCUAUUGGGAAACUUAUUGACGAUGAUAAUACCAGUUCUAUAAGGCAGAAUCCAGCUGCUUAUAUGCAAAUUAUGGGCUGCGCAACAAGGGGGCUGCACAGGAUGGGAAUCGUCUUCAGUCAUCUGGCAAUGCCUCUGCCAUCUGAGGCUUCUACUGAUAAUCCCAUGAUUGCUGUAAUUAGUGUUUUUUGGCCUAUGCUGGAGAAGCUUUUUGCUUCAGAACACAUGGAGAACAGUAGUUUGUCUGCUGCAGCUUGUCGUGCCCUUUCGCUAGCAAUUCAAUCCUCAGGCGAGCACUUUGAAAUUCUUCUGCCCAAAAUAUUAGAUUGCCUGUCUACAAACUUUUUGUCUUUUCAAAGUCAUGAAUGCUACAUCAAAACUGCUUCGCUUGUUAUCGAAGAGUUUGGUCACAAGGAGGGGUACGGUCCUCUGUUCAUUAGCACAUUUGAACGAUUUACUCAAGCAUCUUCAGUAAUGUCCCUUAAUUCUUCAUAUGUAUGUGACCAAGAACCUGACCUAGUAGAGGCCUACACAAAUUUUGCAUCUACAUUUGUUCGUGGCUCUCAUAAGGAAGGAUUGGCUGCAUCCGGUGCUCUUCUAGAAAUCUCUUUUCAAAAGGCAGCUAUAUGCUGCACUGCUAUGCAUCGUGGGGCAGCACUUGCAGCUAUGUCGUACUUAUCUUGUUUCUUGGAAGUUGGCUUGGCUUCUUUGUUGGAAUCAAUGACCUUUUCUCCUGAAGGAUCAUUUGGUGCCACAUCAAUACAUGUUAUUUCCCAUAGUGGGGAGGGACUUAUAUCAAAUAUAUUGUAUGCUCUGCUCGGUGUCUCAGCAAUGUCGCGGGUCCACAGGUGUGCAACAAUAUUGCAACAAUUGGCUGCAUUUUGCUGUUUGAGCGAGAGAACAACUUGGAAGACCAUUCUUUCUUGGGAAGUUUUGCAUUCAUGGUUACAAGCAGCGGUGCAGGCUCUUCCAGCUGACUAUCUAAAGCAGGGAGAAGCUGAAACAAUGGUGCCCAUUUGGUUGAAGGCCCUCGCUGGUGCUGCCUCGGAUUAUCUUGAGAGCAAGAGCACUAAUGGAAGGACGGGCAAUUACGGGCAUAUGCAAGGGAAAGGAGGGAGGGUGCUGAAACGAGUAAUCCGCGAGUUUGCAGAUAGCCACCGCAAUAUACCUAAUUUCAUCUAACUGCAGCAAACCUAUAUACAAAAAGCGUGUCGCAUGCAGCUUUCCGACGAAAUUGCUUAUCGAGAAAUGUAAUUAUUCUGGUUUUCAAGCCUCAGUCAAUUUGGGACUGGGAGUUAGCCAGUGAAAAGAAAAUGGUACUGAGAAUGUGUUUCUUGUACAGCUUAUUGCCCAUUGCCUCCAUUUUUGUUUAGAUUAGGGCUUUGUGCGAGAGCAUAAGAAAAUGGGAAUCACGGCGUCCUACAUUCUCUCUUUAUUUGCACCAGAGAAUACAUUGUACUUACAAGGGAUGUAAUUUAACCAUUGAUUUCUAUUUUCUUUACUCAAUUAUUAAUAAUACAAAUUAUUAUUUAUUU
This is a messenger RNA of Hibiscus syriacus, 3909 nucleotides long. Its product is annotated as transportin MOS14. Gene Ontology annotation, molecular function: small GTPase binding. The record is from RefSeq and is a predicted model, not a curated record. NCBI's taxonomy places the organism in Eukaryota, Viridiplantae, Streptophyta, Magnoliopsida, Malvales, Malvaceae. Gene Ontology annotation, biological process: protein import into nucleus. Gene Ontology annotation, cellular component: nuclear membrane; cytoplasm. The transcript is spliced from 25 exons. The coding region runs from base 524 to 3556 and encodes 1010 amino acids.